CUUGUGGAUAUAUUGCUGUUCUGGGUACAGCCAACGUAUUUUAUUUGGCCGUUUUCCUUUCUACUUUGCUGUAGUUUUGUUUUUGUCUUUCUACCUUCCUUUCUUUCAUUUAUUCAGCUUCCCUUGUUUGCCAAGUCCUUCCUUUAUACUUUAUCAGCAAACAAGAAGAUGCAAUCCACCAUGGAAGAUGACAAAUGGUCAAUGCAUGACCAUAGCCAAAAUCAACCCAAUCGGCCCGAGAUGAGCGACUCUUAUUAUCAAACAUAUACUCCAUAUCCUAACGUCGCUCACUCCAAUGCAAUGCACCAUGAACAUAAGCCCGACACCGGCUAUCCAGGACAUCUAGCGUCAAUGUCCCAGCCGGGUACUCCACGUCCUGAAGACAUGUCUCCCAUUCAUUCCGAAACUUUGAGCCAACCUACCUCUCCAAUUGCCGAUGAUGGAGAUAGCUCACGACGCCCGAGCGCUUCUUCACGUUCUUCCUCAAUGUCAUCCAUCAUGUCUGGAAGAAGGUCUCGAAGAGCUGACCAUGGAAUGUCCGUCAAGGGAGGUCCGUUAUUUACGCCUACAAAGCAACUCGUUGAGCUUUGGACUAUGGACAGAUCAGCUGGGUAGGAAUUCAAAAGGUGGAUAGCAAACACUAAAUUUUCAUAUUACUUAUUCCUUUUGAAACGCAGACUUCAAGUUCAUCUUAACUGCAGAAUC
This is a messenger RNA of Umbelopsis ramanniana AG, 705 nucleotides long. RefSeq lists its product as uncharacterized. The coding region runs from base 169 to 615 and encodes 148 amino acids. The record is from RefSeq and is a predicted model, not a curated record. The transcript has 3 exons. NCBI's taxonomy places the organism in Eukaryota, Fungi, Mucoromycota, Umbelopsidomycetes, Umbelopsidales, Umbelopsidaceae.